AUGGCUUCGUGGCUUCGCCCCGAAAAAAAAGACGACCAAAAACAUCUUCCUUCUCCGCAACUGAAAUCAAGAAUACCAGUCAGAAUGAAUCGCUUAUGCAGCGACGAUGUCAGAAGUUCCUCGUCAAAGGACAAAGCAGAUAAAACAGCGCGUCUGCAAAAAGAUUUAGGGAGCAAAGUUCAAAGCAAGUGGUCAUCACGGAUUCCGAUUGCGGUGAAUGGGAAGAAGACCAAAGUUGAUUCUAAAGAUAAUCUACCCAUGAAUUUCAAAACUAUUCAAGGAGGAAAGCCUCUUGAAAAAAAUUCAGGUAUGUUUAUUUCUCAGCAGUUAGCCAGCAUCAGUUUUUUGACUGAAGUAAUAUAUCGAAAAUUGAAGACAUUCUAUAAAACCGUUUCAGGCGAACGGCUGGAAUCACCAUAUUGCCUGUAUCAUAACAUACGCCGUAGGUAAAAGAAGCAGCAACUGAGAUAAAUUGACGGAAACCAAGUUGUACAGGGUUGAAAAGACACUAAUUGAAUGUUCCUCGAUUUAAAAAAGUCGAUGAGUAAGACUUGUUUUUAACUUUAAAUUCCUAUUUAAUGUAGAAAAAGAUUACUUCCAUUAAUUGAUUCUCGUUUGUCAUCACAUUUCUAUUCAUUUAUUUGUUUAUUAACUCUUUGUUCAGUUUUCCAUUUCAUUUAUUUAUCUAUUUUAUUUAUUAAAAUAUUUGAACUUCACCUGAGUAAAGAUUUUCCUCAAGUUUCUAAGAUUUUGAUCCAGAAUUAAACAAGCCUCUUUCGGUGGCUAAUUUCAUCAGCCAUCUUGUUUAUUUCAAGCCACUUAGUCGAUGCUUGUUUGCUCAAACUGGAGGCAAAUUUCUGCAGUUACAGCUUCAUGACAUUUGCUAAAGAAAUGAAAAGCUUGCACCUAAUUUUUCUUGGGGGUAGCUAAUUGGUAAUCUCGAUUUGAUCACAGGUAUUAAACUGCGAAAAACUCAAGGUACACAAGAAAGUGCCAUUCCUUCAACCACAGCUAAACAAAGCAGUUACAGGCGCGCUCCGAAAACCACGCCAAUUGUCAGGCGACGUGUACCACGAGAGUUUACACCAACAGAGACAGAGUCGAAACAGGUAAAUCUGGGAGGAAAAUGUCAUUUCAGCAAAUACCAGAGGCGAAGUAUUUCACAGCGACAACUGUCUCUUUUGGAGGGUCUGGAACUUAAUAUCGUGAUUAGCCUUUGUUUCACAUCUUCACGAAUUAGGAAUGUUAGGUUUAUGAAGGAUAUCCACAAAUAUAAAAGCUGCAACAAAAACAACACAUUUUGCGCUUUUAUAAUCAGGUAUGCAAGGAUGAGAAAGAAUCAGGAGAAGAAAGCUCAGCGAGAGAGAAAUCAUCAGCAGCAAGGGCGGAAGAGGUCACUCCAAAUGUCACCACGGCUAAACAGAGCAGCUAUAGGCGCGCUCAGAAAACGACGCCAAUUGUCAGGAGACGUGUACCGCGACAGCUUACACCAACAGAGACAGAGUCGAAACAGGUAAAUCUGGGAGGAAAAUGUCAUUUCAGCAAAUACAAGAGGUGAAGUAUUCACAGUGACAACUGGCUCUCUCGGAGGGUCUGGAACUUAAUAUCGUGACUAGCCUUUGUUUCACAUCUUCGCGAAUUAGGAAUGUUAGGUUUAUAAGAGACAUCCACAAAUAUAACAGCUGCAACAAAAACAACGCAUUUUGUGCUUAAAUAAUCAGGUUUGCAAGGGUGCGAAAGAAUCACGAGAAGAAAGCUCAGGGAGAGAGAAAUCAUCUGCAGAAUGGGCGGAAGAGGUCACGCCAGAGGUCACCAAAGCUAAACAGAGCAGUUAUAGGCGCGCUCAGAAAACCACGCCAAUUGUCAGGCGACGUGUACCACGGCAGCUUACACCAACAGAGACAGAGACAGAGUCGAAACAGGUAAAUCUAGGAGGAAAAUGUCACUUCAGCAAAUACCAGAGGUGAAGUAUUUCACGGUGACAACUGUCUCUUUUGGAGGAUCUGGAACUUAAUAUCGUGACUAGCCUUCGUUUCACAUCUUCGCGAAUUAGGAAUGUUAGGUUUAUGAGAGACAUCCACAAAUAUAAAAGCUGCAACUAAAACAACGCAUUUUUUGCUUAAAUAAUCAGGUUUGCAAGGAUGCGAAAGAAUCACGAGAAGAAAGCUCAGCAAGAGAGAAAUCAUCUGCAGCAAGGGCGGAAGAGGUCACACCAGAGGUCACCACAGCUAAACAAAGUAGUUAUAGGCGCUCUCAGAAAACGACGCCAAUUGUCAGGCGACGUGUACCACGGCAGCUUACACCAACAGAGACAGAGUCGAAACAGGUAAAUCUGGGAUGAAAAUUUUAUUACAGCAAAUGCCAGAGGUGAAGCAUUUCACAGUGACAACUGUGUCUUUUCGAGAGUCUGGAACUUAAUAUCGUGAUAAGCCAUUGUUUCCCAUCUACGUGAAUUAGGAAUGUUAGGUUUAUGAGGGAUAUCCAGAAAUAUAACAACUGCAACAACAACAACGCAUUUUGUGCUUUAAUAAUCAGGUUUGCAAGGAUGAGAAAGAAUCACGAGAAAAAAGCUCAGCACAAAAUAUCAGACUGGAAACAGAGUUUGGUACAAAGAACAAGAUGGAAGAAAAUUUUUUGAGCGAGGAAGAGUUGGACUGUAGCUCUUUCACUGAGUGCAGCGCAUACCAACGGAAAAUGGCUGAGCUGAACGAAAAAUCCAGACGGCUCAAGGCACAGUUUGCAGAGGAAAACAGACAGGCUGUCGAAUCUAUGAACAAGACAAUGGAGAAGAUCAAACAGAGCCAGGCAAGGGAAGAUUGCAUCACAAAUGAGAUUGAGGAGAUGCGACGGAGACGGGAUGAAAUAAAAGAAGACUUGAAACGACUUGAUGAGAUCGGCCAAAGACGAGAGCUCGAGGAUAAAAAAUGGAGAGAAAAAAUGGACAAGAAAAAGAAGAGAGUCGCAAAUAGAUUGGAGAAGAUGAGAGCCGAACGACGUAAAUAUCAAGAAGGGACAGCUGAUGAAAAUGACUCAACAGAAGGGUAUGAUCAACCGGAUAAGAAUCCCAGUGAAACUCCAGAGAGUGAGAAAAGCAAAAAUGUCCCUAUAGGAAACGAAACCGUUAUAAACGAAGACGUUGGUAACGAAGUGUUACGUGAGCCUCACCAGAUCAUAGAGUACAAAAGUGUAAAACAGCUGGAAAAUAAGCGGAAAGAACUAAAGCAGUUGAAGAGACUGGAAAAGAAUGCGAUUAAAAGAGAGAAGUUAGAACAAAGACAGCGCAAGAAGAUCGAAAAACACAAACUUGAGAAACUCUCAGCUAAGAGUUUAAAGGUUUCGGAAGAAACUGCAGGAGUUGCUGAGUGUAUAAACCAGGCCAUGGAGACUACGAAUACAACGGCGAAAGAGAAAAAUGAUGAGACCCCGAAAGUAAAUAGAAUUAAACCAUACGUCGACACCUCUUCAGAUAUUGCAGAGUCCAGGCAAGUCCAAGCACUCUACUAUUCUGGAUUAAUUACGAAUGGUACAAAGAACAAGAUGGAAGAAAAUGUUUUCAGCGAGGAAAAGUUGGACUGUAGCUCUUUCACUGAGUCCAGCGGAUACGAACGGAAAAUGGCUGAGCUGGACGAAAAAUCCAGACGGCUCAAGGCACAGUUUGCGGAGGAAAACAGACAGGCUAUCGAAUCUACGAACAAGACAAUGCAAGAGAUCAAGCAGAGCCAGACAAGGGAAGAUUGCAUCACAAAUGAGAUUGAGGAGAUACAAAGGAGACAGGAUGAAAUAAAAGAAAACUUGAAACACCUUGAUGAGAAAUUAGGAGAGACGUUGGCUGAGGUUGAUAGGCUUAUAUUGGGAGAUACAAACUUUAUGGUCGACGAAACAGCGGACAGCCAACAAACUAACCCAAAAUAUAGCAAGGAGGAGGUGCCUCGACAGGAUAACUUUGACUGUUUCCCUGAUGAAGUUGAGGGAGACAUGCACACAGAGGAAAGCAGGUCUCAAGUUUCACAGAGUGCUGAGAACGAGGACAACGAGAAAAAUGUCCAUGAAUGCGACGCCUUACCGAGAUAUGAGCAAUCGGUAGCAGCAGUCGUCAACAUAACUGAAUAUUUAAUCCAACAAGAGUUGUCCAAGGCUUUGGAAACAAUUAUCCCUAUCAGUAAAAAAGAGUAUACAUCGCGAUCGGAAGAAAAGAUCUCGGAGGAAGAACCAAAGCUCCACAAAGAAAUUGUGGAAAUGGAAUUUGGGAGACUUACAAGGGAAAAUACCGAGCUUGAGAUGCAGAUUUGCAUCAUAAACGAGGAACUUGAAACGUACCGAAAGAGGAUAGAAACUUUACAGGCUGAUCUGAAUGAGAGCAAAGUUGAGGUAAAGCGACUGCAGUCUAAGGAAGAAUACAAAGAAAGAGAGCUGGCAAAUUUAAAAAGUGAGUUCCAGAGAAAGGAGCAAAAAUGGGAAGAUGCAAAUCAACUCUUGGAAAAGGUUAUGGUGGAAAGAGAAGAGUUAUGGGAUGAUGUUGAUUACUUGGAGGAAAGCUUGAAAGACAGUCAAGAAAGCAAUGAAACUCUGACAUUUGAGGUCGAUGAGCUGACGAUAAUGAUACAGGAGAUGAAGAGAGAGUACAGAGUGGAGCACAGUCGCUGGGGAUGUGGACACCUACGUGAGGAAGUAGAGUUACUAAAUGGAUCUCUGGAGUUGAAUGAACAGCGAACAGUUUUAUUAGAGGGCCAAGUGGACGCGUUUGAGGCAGAAAGAAAACAGUUAUGGGGUCAUGUUGAUUUCUUGGAGGGAAGCUUAAGAAACAGUCAAGAAAGCAAUGAAGAUCUGACGUUUGAGGUUGAUGAGCUAAAGAUAAUGAUGCAGGAAUUGAAAAGGGAGAAUACGCAGCUUAGUCGCCAUGGAUGCAGACAUCUACGCGAAGAAGUAGAAUUACUUAAUGGAUCCCUGGAAUUGAAAGAACAGAGAGUAACUCUGUUGGAGAGCCAAGUGGACGAGUUUAAAGAAAAGAGCUGUAGCUUUCAAAAUGCUGCACAGAGCAUGAAAAGAGAAGUAGAGAUUCUUAGGAACGAAAAUGCCACGAAGACAACGCAGUUGCAUGAGCUAAAAUGCCAAACAUCAAAGACUAUUAGUGAUCUUAAAGAUGACAUUGCAAAAUUACAACAAGAAAAGUCUGCAUUGUCAUCGGUACUUUCAGAGGAAUCAGAAAGAGAUCACCAUUUGUAUGAGUUAAGAUGUGAAAAAUCGAGUAUGAAAGGAACACUUGAAGAUCAUAUAACAAGGUUGAGGAGAGAGAACUGCACUUUGACUGCACGACUAUCAAAGGCUUACGAAAAGGAUGACCAGUUGACUGAACUAGGAGAAAAAGUCCAACUUUUAGAGAAUCAGUUGAAAAAUGUAACUGAGGCGACAACGGCGUCUAUGAACAGCAAAGAGAAGGAAAUGGAGGAAGAUUACCGCAUCAUAAAGAAGCAAGAUGAAACGAUCAAAAAUUUAAUCGAAGAGAUCACGCAGGAAAGAUGUGACAAGGACCGCCUCGAACAGCAGUCUAAAAGAAUAAGAGAACUUGAGACUCAAUUACAAAACAUGGAAGACAUGAAAAGAAACACAAAUCACUCAGUGGAUACCUUGGUGCUUGAGGUGAAACAGGAAAGGUCAGAAAAAGAGCGUCUGAAGAAAAGGGCCAUGCAAGCAAAAAAGGUUGGUUCUUGUAGAGAGAAAGAGCUUGAAGAGAGAAUUGAACUUCUUGAGAAUCAGUUACGCGCAGAAGAUGAACUUACAAACGCCACUCUUAUGUCUCUAAAAAACAAGGAAAGUUCGUUACAGGAAGCUACUGCCACUAUCGAUAUGCUCACAGAGGAACUGGAACGGGAGAAGUCGGAAAAAGAAACUCUGAGAAAGGCUGUCGAAGUGUCUGAGUGUAACUCUCAUAACGACAAAAGAUUGACUGAGAACAUUGAAACACUUGAGAAGCGAUUACUAGAGAUGAGUGAUCUACGAGAAAAGACUCUUAUAUCUCUUAAAGAGAAAGAAUGGUCAUUGCAGGAGGCUCAUGUUGAGAUCAAUGAGUUAACUCAACAAAUGGCAAACAAAAAGUCGCACAAAAAGUUUUUCAAGAGGAAGGCUAAGGCUAAAACGGGUAAAGCUCAUCGAUUGAAUCUCAUUCAAAAAGGAACAAAAAGAUAUACACAGGAGAGGGGUUCGUUUAUAGCAGGCGUGGGAAAACGGCUGAAGAACCUGGUACAAAGACGAAGAGGAGUGUCCGCAUCGAGCCUGGUAAUGAAAAAGAAGGAAGCCCACGCAGAGCGUAUGUUAGUCAAAUUGAGGGAAGAUUUGAAUGAAAGAGGAGAAGUCAUUCAAGACUUAAGGAGUAAUUUCAAAGACAGUGCUAAGGAAUUGUCGUCCAUGCGACGUCAGCUUGAAGAUAUUCAAUGCCAAAAUGCCGAGCUCAUACAGUGUCUUCGACACAAGGAGGAGGAUCUUCAAAAGACGCAAAGAUACUUAAAAGAAAACGAAGCCAGCCUUGAUGUCACAAAUGAAACCCUGCGUUUGAAAUGCUCGCUUCUCAGAGCCAUGGAGGCCAAAUUAUGUCUGACGAAGAAAGAGAUUGAAGGACUGACACAAGUGAACAAAGAGAAAGGCUUAGAGAUAACUCGCAUUGAGACAAUCCUUACAGAAGUGAGAAAAAAGUUGGUUAUUGCUGCAUCCUUCAUCGAGAAGCAAAAUGAACAAUGUGCUAACCUUAGGACUUGUGCUAUGAAGAAGACCCGAGAUGCGGAUAAGAUACAAGGCGAAUUGAAACGCUUCUCAACUCAACUUGAAAAUAGCAGGAACGAGAACGCAAACCUACACAGAGCAUUGUUAGCUGCCACAGAGCGUCUUACAAGGGAGAAGCAAAGGCAGUUCAGCGGGACUGAGUUACUGAAAGAUGGGCACGAAAGGAAGUCCUCUGAGUCAUCAUGUGAGGUGAGAUAUUUCCCUCCCUAAGCGCGAGACGCAAGAGCGAUGAGAGCGAUCUUGAAGCAGGAGACGAUGUACACGAAGACUACACCCUAAAAUCCCAUUGUCAGCUUUCACUUUCUGCUCUUUUUGGAAUUAAUUGAUGUGCUGUAAUUUUGACUUGCAUAUUUUCUAGCGAGUAAUUCAUUUUUUUCGUAUCUUCUACAGGAAAGCUCUUCUAACACCCUGAAAGCCAGGAGACAAAUGGAUGCGUACAAAAUAACAUUUUUGGAAGACGAGAGUAAUGUGGCAGGCAGUAGUCAGGGAGACACUGAAAAUAAAUGGUCAGUAAUAUAUAUUUUUUGUUACUAAGAUAUGUAACAAUCAUACCAUUAGUGCAUUUUGGAUAUGAGAUGGUAAAUAGCCAAAGAAAUGCGUAGCGCCGAGCGGAGUAUCACCAGUCUCUAUCCAACAAGCGUCUGAUGAGAUAAUUAUUAAUUAUUCAACUACCUUAAAUCCCAAACGUUUGGAUAUUUGGAGCUUUUUUCAGCUCCGUGCAAUGUAUUUCCAUGUGAAGUGACUACGAAUAUGGGCCGAUAAUCGGAGUUGAAUAAAUCAAAAUAAAUAAAGCUGCAACCGUCGCCACAACUGUUGCAGAAUGAAUCUUUUUCGCCGCGUUUAAAAGGCUUAGUAUUGAAAGAGGUUAGUGAUAAAUCAAAACUAGACGAAGAUUUUUUUGCCAGUGAAUAGAAACCCUUUAAGCCCAAAAUUUUACACAAGGUUAUUCCUGGGAAUAAAAAAGUUUCAAAAAGAGCCAGGAUACAUUGAUUGGGACUUACGCAAUAUUAAAGGUCACAUUUUCACCAGUCAUAGCGUAUCGUCUUCAAUGGUAUUUUUAUAUUUUCUUCAAACUUCUCCCUGUCAUCUUUCAACGGGUAAUUUAGAAAUUACUUUUUAAUUGCAGGUUCAGUACUUUUAGAUUGGACCAACAUCAGUUUGAAACACGGGGAGAUCGACAUUUUAACUGCGCUGGUACUAUCGCCAAGGUUGACCAUACUAUGCAGAACCUCUCAACACACGGAUCACCUAAUUCAGUUUCGAUACUGCUGUGCAAUGGUUAAUGUUUUACGGGAGAAGUACCAAUGCAACGAAUUGGCAAACCGGAGCCAAGUGAUGACAUAAGACUAAUUUUUAUCAUUGAAAAUUUCGGAUGCAGUCGAGAUAAUCUUUUUUUUUUUGGAGAGGGUAUACUUCUUACCUUCAAAUAAGCAUUCGUGCCUUGACAUUAAGUGUAAAUAUAUUAAAGUACUCUCAAAAUAUGUUUAUUUUUGUUCUGUGUUAGGGAAGGGGACAGUGCAUAAUAAGAAAAGGAGCAAUCUUCUUCUUGCAACUUACAGGCCCUUAUACACAUGCAGGGGACUGGAAGGCAAAAUUUCCCACCUUAAUCACUCUGUUUACGAACAUGACAAUUUCGACAUUGCUGAUUGUAACAGUGUGCGCUUGCAAAACACGAACCUAGUAUGUGCUUGGCUUAUCCCGAAGUCUCUGCUGUAGCUCAGUUUUGUAGCAUUGGAGCAGAAUUUAUAAACGUCUGGGUUCUACGGAGGGUGGGGGCUCAGAUUUUUAUUUGUCCCAUGAUCUUACAAACAAAAAAGCACCGCUCAAGUUCAUGAUAUUGAAGCUAAAUCGAGAAGUCCUGGGUCAGGUUCCUUCUAUCUGUCAUCUUGUAAAUUUCGGGCUCUGACAAACAGUGAAACCACGGUAAACUGACUCCUCCCUAAUGAUUCCUUACCGAUCCCCUCACUGACCCUCUCUUAGAUUCACUGGCGCUGAUAAUGAUAGAAAACUUAACCAUGAUUCUUUGAUUUUAUUAGAAGUUUUACCAAGUAAUAAAUUGGUUGACCCUUGUUGAAGUUGAAUGUGACCUGGGCACUAUUAAUUUACCGAUAAACAUUCGGUUUCUUGUAUUUCUACGUCAUAAGGUUUUCCAUAGGUGUCACAGGAAAAAAUAUUCUCUUUGUUCGUGGGAACGGACGACAAAGUUGAUACUGUUGCAUUUACCACUCAUUUUGUUAAAAUAGGUACAACAGAGAAUGAAUUGUAUUUUGUAAGAUUAAAACUUUUGAGGUCUGUCAAGGCUAAUAUUGGGCCAUAAAAACGUGUUAUCUUGCACCAAACACCUAGUAUUUGAUAUGAUAUAAAAAAAUGCCCCAUUUCAACAGAUCAACUCUUCCCUAUUAAUAAUAAUUUUAAAAUAUCAGAAAUACAGUUUCUUUUGACCCCCAAAAGAUUUGGGUAUGCCCUGUUUCAACAGUACUAGGGAGGUACUGAGGUGUCAAGAGAAAUAAAAAAUAAUGUUUAUGUAAAAAUUUAGGGGAGCAAAAAGAAUGUUACUGGAAUGAAGGAAAAUUAGUGAAUUGGUGAAUUGUUUAGAUUUUGAGUGGCAGCUUGUGGUGUGAAAGGUUCAUUUGUACAUAAGUGUAUAUGGUUACCUUUUAUUCAUGAAAAUGACAUUUUUUGUUAUUGCAUAUUUUGUCCUAAGUCUUCUAUAGGUAGAAACUAUUGCCUGGAAAACAUGAAGCAAGGUGAAGUGAGGAAGGUAUUUACAUGCAUCAAGCUAUCAUCAAUUUGCAUCAGAAUGCCUAUGAUGGGAUGGCCAGUUCAGAAGGUCUGCGGUUUGAUUCCUCUUGGGGCUCAGAAUUUUUCCCUUGUCCCACACUCACAAAGGAAACAUCUCUCUCUAAGACCUGUCUUGUUUGAUUGGUAUGAGAGAGGAAAACCCUCUGUUUUUUGUCAAAAUUUUCAACAUGAAUGGAGUGGCCUCUUUACAGUGAAACUGAGAAAACUGUGAACUCUAGAAAUAUUUAUGGAAUGUCAUGUGUUCCCAAGGAGAAUGCCAAUUAGGCAUAAGAUAACUGAACUGCAAACAGCAAUUGUAAUAAAGCUGUGGUUUUGUGGCUAACUGCUUAUUCUAACUUGUAAUGAACUUUGACAGUACACAACUGACCUGUCAGAAUCAAUUCAAAGUGUUCAUGGUUUUCCAAGUCUUACAGUAUUUACAUGUGGUUUGAACCUUUAGCAAUGGUAGACAUUUGGAUUAAUUUUUGGCUCUCUCAGCAUGAAGACUUGACUCAAUGGAUUUUAAUCGCAUUUUCUCAUUGCUUUACGGGCAACCUCUUUGGCUCUUCUGAAAUAUUUUGGUAAUAUUUCUGCCAUUAAGGGAGAUGCACAAUAUUGAGAAAAUUUCAGUCUUCCUUACUGGCCAACUAAUCUGAAUUAGAGCAACUUUGAAGAUUAGCUCUUUUACUAGCCCAGGUUUACUUAUUUAUUACUAGAUUUUUCCUAAUAAUCCACACAAAAUUUGUUCCUUGAACAAUUAUGGCCAGGCAUUGUAACUGAAUGAAUUAUUCUUCAUAAUUCACCAGGUAGCUUGAAAUAUCUAUGGUUUUCAAACAUGUACUUUAGCCUUCAUCAACAUUAAGGAAUCAAGAUAGAUUUCUUUAGAGAUAGGUAAAAUUUUAACAGUAUAUAGUGUUUUCCAUUCAUUUCCUACGGUAAUGACCAAGAGAACUUGUUAAACUGCCAAGUUGAAGAUCAUUUCCUCUUUUUUUAAGAACUUCAUGUUUGAUUACUGGGUGAUAAUGUGAGGAAAGAAUAAAAUUUUAAUUACUCAUAAGAGGUUAUCAAGUUAACCAUAAUUUUUACUAAAACAAGGAGCUCAACUUUUCCCAAGUUCACUACCCCAUUUGAAGUCUGCCAAUGAACACAUAUUUGUGAAGAACUGCAUGCACUCAAAGAUCUUCAGCAUGGUAGGAAAUUAUCUUGAUUCAGUAGAUGAAGUUAAUUCAAACCUGAUAUUUGUUCUGACAAAGGGCUAACACUUGAAACAUCAGCUUUAGGAACUCUUAACAGCGGCUAUUUUACAUGAUCAACUCAGUUGAUAGAACAAAAUCAUUUUGUAAUUAACCCCCACUGAUGCAGCAACACAGUUUUUUUUUAAUUUACCUCCUUUAUUCAUUUAUUUAAAAAGGCUAACUUGUUCUCCUAGUCCAUUUAAUGAUCCCAUAUUGUCUCAACAUGGUUCCUUAAUUUAAUCAACCUCAGAAUCAAAAAAGUUCAUUCCUGUCUUAGACUGAAGAAACUGUGAUACUUUUGCAUAAAACAUUUAAAGACCCUCAACCUGAUCUUUUACUCAUCAAUAUUUCAAUACAGAAAAUAUCCUACAUUUGACACAAAGAAAAGAGCUAAUACCCCUUGCGAACUGAAUUCCCAGUUUUCUGGGAAUUCCUAGGAAUUCUCAAAAAAUUCAACUAUGCAAAUACUAUUAAGCGCUGAUUUGAAAAGCUUGGAAUUACUGGGAAUUUCUGGGAAGGAAGACGCCAGUUUAAUGAGGACUUGGAACUCUUUGGAAUUCCUAGGAAUUCUCAGCUAUACAUUAUAUUAACUACCCACAAUUUAAGAUGGGUGGAAUUCUUGGGAAUUUCUGGGAAUUUAAAAUUUGAGGCAGUUUAAAUGCCCUGAAGUUCAAGUAAAUUCCAAGAAAAUCUCAAUACCUUGAAUGUGAAGGUUUUAAGACAACGAGUAAUUUUAGAGGCUUAAAACUUUGGCUCGGCAAAUUAGGUAUGCUAUACAAAAUUUACCAAGAGAUAUAGAUACAUGUAUAUGUUUAUAACUUAAAGAUCACAAAAUUUAUUAUUCAAACUAAGUUUUAGUAAAUCUUUACAUUAAUAUGGAUUUUCUCAAGAAGCAGCAGUAACUUAUGUUAAAUGCAAAUUGCCAAAGUGCAAAACCUUGGAACAGUUGAGCUCAUGCAGUUGCCUCAAACACUGUCAGAGACCUUUUGUUUGGAUUAGUUUUAGUAGAAACUUCAUGCCUCAGACAAACAAAUUUGACACCUAUUUAAUCUUUCUUUUUUCGCAGUUUUUGUUGCUGGUUUUUUUUUUCUUACAAAACAUUUUUUGUAAGACUUCCAAUACUCAAGGAUUAUCUGCACACUCCACAAAUAUUUAGCAUGCAGACAAGACAGGGGUGGUCACUGUUCCCUUCAAGAAAUAACACCUUUUCAUUGAUUUCUUCAAUUUGUUUACUUGAAACUCUGAUCUGAAAAUAUUUUAAAAUAAGACUUGUUACUAGUGAGGAGUACAAUUAUUACUUCUUUUUAUUUUUGGUGCAAAAUACAAGUCCUUCUUUAUAUACAAAUGAAAAUUGCAUGUCACACUUCAACAAUAACAGCUCUAAGGUUACCUAUUGUUCUUCUCUGAGUCAGCUAUCAACAAAAUUGUUUUAUAUUUUUUAGGUAUGGCAUAAAAUUUAAUUUGUAAUUUAAAAUGAAAACCUUAGUUUGAAAAAGUCAGUUCUGAUGGCGAAUUCAACUGCUUUCAUUACAAUUUCUAAUGCUCAAAUUUAUUUGUACCAUUCUUGUUUCAUCCUUAAUGUGUGAUGACCAGCGUCACUAAAGAAGAAUAGAUUCUGGAGAUCUGGCUGUACUUCUCUAAAGACUGCCAAUGUGAUCCCAGACUGCCUAUCCCACACAAAACACUCGACCUUGUCACAUGUACAAGACAAUAUAACCAUUUCACUCUACCAUUCUGGUGUACUCCUAAGAGUAAAACACUUGUCCAUUCUUGACAAUUUGUUGCAUUUAAACUUUGUUGGCUCCAUUAACUUCCAUAUAACCCUACCAGUUUCUUAGCCCCUCUAGCAAUAAAGCAAUUCUCUGCCUUCUUUAGAUUUUUAAUUAACUCUAAAACACGAAUGGAAAAAAGGAGAUUAAUAUCUUUAAUAACAGUGUGUUUUUCAAGCAAAAAAGAAGUUGUCAGUACUGUAAAGAAGCUACUGAUGAUGAUGAUAACAAUUGCUAUCAAUAUUACUUAAACUAUCGUAAAAUAUCAGACAAGUACACUUAAGAGCAAAAUAUCACAUACUCUCUUUUGGUGUUCAGCAUUCUUUUGAUAAAGUCCUUAACACAACCAUUUUCCAACAUAUCCACUUCGCAUCUUAAGCGACCCUGAGCAUGAAACAUCCAUAUAACCGAGUAACAAAUUCAAAAUUGCACAUUAAUAAUUCAUUUCUCCAAAUGGAGUGGGAGAAGUAAGUUUUAAAUUUACUUGAUUUAAAUUUAUGAUGGUGGAACCCUAAUAUCACAGUCAGCAAGGGCUCAUGAAAAUUCAGCUGUACUAACAGGGUAGGGGAAACAUCUUGACUGGUCCCGACAAAUACUUUUACAUUUCUAAACAACUGUAAAUUAUUUAACAAAUAUCUGGAAAGCAACAACUUUAAUAUAUGCAUGCCAUGUGUCAAGUCCAUAAUGGCUCCAUUCAUGUCUUCACACCCAAAGGUGGACCAUGCCCACAGUGGACAUAGUCAGCUAGAUGGGCACCAGUAUUGUGAACACUGAGACCACAACUGCCAUUCCCUUUAAAUGUGGGAGAAACACACCAUUUAGGGCUAUGCCCUUUUUUUGACCAGUCAAUGGGUGAAUUUACCCCAAGAAGAUACUUUACAAUAGCUUAACUUUUUCUAUUAACACAUAUGGACAGAGGCAUAACACUGUCAACCCAUCAAGAUAAACAUAAUCUUAAAAAUUCUCUUGAGCCACAAACCAAUUUCUCUUUGUUGGGUAGCAAUGCUACAAAAGUAAUUGAUUUUUUGUUAUUUCUUUUAAAAACAUUUUAUGUGUAAACCUUAAUUAAGCUUGUAAAUAAAUUUCAUUGAAUCCUAGAAUUUUAGCAGGGAGUUUGAAUUUUUAGUAUUUAUUUUAUAUUAGUAGCCUCAAAAUUUGACUUAAAAUUCCCAGUAAUUCUUAAACAUUCCUAGAAAUUCCUGAAAAUUCCUAGGAAUUCCUACGAAUUUUUUACAUUUACAGCUUUUCAGGGAAAGUCAUUGGUGCUUUGAUAGCCAAGUCCUGUUGGCUAUUAACUUGGAAUUUUUGGGAUUUUUUGGGAAUUUCUGGGAAUUUCUAGGUUUUUAGAACCAGAGUUGUUAUAGUUGGGACUUCUUAGGAAUUCCUAGGAAUUCUCAGUCCGAAUUUACAGUGAACAUUCACAACUCUUAUUCCUUGGAAUUGAAUUCCUAUGAAAAAAUUCCUUGGCAAAAAUUCCUAGGAAUUCCAAAAUCCAUUCCGCGAGGGAUAUUGGCCAAGAUAUCGAACCCAUGUUUUUUGUGAGAUAACAAUCAGUCUUAGAUUUCUUGCAAUUUCUUCCUUUCUACUAACAACUCUCUCUUUCUAAUUUAAAAACCCUUCAACUUCUUUAUAAUCUCUUUCACCUUCAUUUCAAGCCUUGAAAUGAAACAAAUGAAACAACGUUGAAGCUUAGUUCAAUGGCGCUCUAAAAAUUCUUUUGACCAGUUUUUAAACAAGUCAAGGAACCAAGAUUUCAAACCAUUAAGGGGAUCUUCAACACAACCAUUAAUAUUUGUAUCCUCUACGAGCAAGUUUUCCUCUUUAGAGAUAUGUAACUUAUAUAUUUCUAAAGAGAA
Messenger RNA from Pocillopora meandrina, 14415 nucleotides. Lineage: Eukaryota; Metazoa; Cnidaria; Anthozoa; Scleractinia; Pocilloporidae. The record is from the annotation of a GenBank genome assembly.